Molecule: messenger RNA, 1717 nt
Organism: Desarmillaria tabescens
Lineage: Eukaryota; Fungi; Basidiomycota; Agaricomycetes; Agaricales; Physalacriaceae
Exons: 2
Coding region: 100-1536 (478 amino acids)
Biological process (GO): mitochondrial respiratory chain complex III assembly
Cellular component (GO): mitochondrion
Source: RefSeq, a predicted model, not a curated record
GACGACCCUGGCGACUUGACCUGCAUGAACCGAUACUAGAUUCGUCCUUUCUGUUUGAGCUACUGCUGCAGUCAGGUCUUCGCCGCAUCGUCGCUCGAAAUGAACCACUAUCACCAGCGGUAUCUUCUACGACAUCUACGCCCUUGUAUACGACUUCUCUACCGAGAUGCACGCUAUUUAUCAACCAAAAGGAACGAAAUACUGCGAGACACGCCGUCGUCAUCUUCCAACCUUCAAAAAUCCCAACCUUUGUCGGGUGACGUAAAUUUACAGACCGAGAAAAGCUGGUUGACACGAAAAGUCGAGUCCUCACCGACGGCGCACUGGUGGUUCAUGAAAUUCGUCAAUUUGCUGGGGUACGGGACUCCAAAGCAGUUAGCAGGAAGGAGGACGUUUCCGUUGUAUGCGAAGCUAUGUGCAGCUGCACCAGAUUCCGAAAUGGAAUUCUGGCAUAAAGAGUGUGAUUUGCCGCCGACUUUCCAAUCGUGGUUCACUGUCACCAAUCUUCAUACAUGGAUGCUUGCUGUCCGUUUCCGUGCACUUCCAUCACCCCACGGAAGGGAAUACGUGCAGGGUCUUGUAGACCACUUUUUCCUUGACAUUGAAGACCGGAUUCGUGCCGUGCUCCAACCUCCUUCAAAGCCUACAGAACCCUACACAAUCGAGUCUGCUUUCUACACCAAUCCUAAUGCACCUACUACGGGGCCUGAUGGCAAACUCAUACGGCGCAGAGCCGCACCGGAGCGAUUGGUAUCUCGGCAGAUGAAGAUCUUCAAGGAGCAAUGGACAGGGAUGUGGAUGUCACUCGACUACGCUUUAGUUAAGGGCGACAUGGAGUUGGCGGCUGCUGUAUGGCGGAACCUGCUUGGUGCUCGUGGAGCAGCAGGCAUCGCGUUUCCCGACCCCAAUAACCCCGAUGCUCCUGCUCCGUAUCGUCGCACAGUCAACCUCGUCGGAGGCUUGGUGGAAAACAUUGAGAAAAUUGACUUUGAGAAGGAAGCGCAUCGGGAUGAUGGGUCUGGUGUCCACGAUUAUGCGCCUUCCGAGGUGGACAAAUACGUCAAAUAUCCUGACCUUAUGCUCGAUAUUGUGAUGUACCUUCGCAGGGAGCUGGUUCGACUGGAGAAUCUCAGCGACGAGGAGAUCAUGCAUGGCGAUAUUGCUGGGCUGGGCUUUGGUCGAAUCAUCGAGCCCGAAGUCGACGCGUCUGAAUCCAGUGAUGCGACGAAGUCAAGUGGUGCACCCCCCACUGGUGGCGCGUCGAAGCCUAGUGAUACUGUCAAGUCCAGUGAUGCUCUUAAAUCAAUCCUCCCGAAGCUCAGCAAGCUUUCUACAAGCGAGGUUACCAAAUCCAGUGCCACGUCCAAGGCGAGCCCCGCACCGAAGACAAAUUCUCUAAAAGAGGGAAAGCCCAAGCCCAUCGGCUCUCCGAAACCUAGCAGUACCAAGGCAGGCGUCGCAUCCAAAACAAGUGACGUGAAAGGCUCUUCUUCCAGGUCAAAAGCAACGAAACCCAAUACAUCUCUAAAGAAGUGACCGUACGCUACUGUCUAAUAUAUGCUGUAUUAUUAUUCCUCCUCAUUAUCUUUAAUCAUCUGGCAGAGGUAAUAAAUAUCGACCUCAGAGAUCAAUUCUAAAUUGGAAAUGCUCCUUCCUUCCGCGAAUGCACUAUAUAACGUAGCGCUUAAGAAGCAUAAAAUAUAUAACGUAUCAAGGC